AUGUCGCUGCAGGGCAAGGUCGCGGUCGUCACCGGCGCCAGCAGCGGCAUAGGGCAGGGCAUCGCCCUCGCGCUCGCGGCGGAGGGCUGUGCGGUGGCGCUGGCGGCGCGGCGGGUCGACAUCACGCAGGCCACCGCCGACGAGAUUGCCGGCCGAGGCGGCCGGGCCAUCGCCGUCGCGACCGAUGUGACCGUGCGAGCCGACGUCAAGGCGCUCGCGGCCGCGGCGGAGGCGCAGCUCGGGCCUGUCGAUAUCCUCGUCAACGCGGCCGGUGUGAUGUACUUCACGAUGUUGAAGAACCUUCACGAGGACGAGUGGGAGAGGACGAUCGACACCAACUGCAAGGGCGUCGUCAACGGCGUGGGCGCCGCCUUCGUCGCCAUCUUCUCAAAGGGUCUCCGGGCCGAGUGCGUCGGCACCGGCGUUGCAUGGGGCCAGGUGACGGACGUUCAGCCGGGGGACGUCGGGACGAAUCUCAUCGUCGCGAACACGGACAAAGAGGCGGCGGCGGCGGAGAAGAUGGGCGUCAGCAUCGGCGAGAAGAUUGCGGGAGAGCGCAACUCCGUGCUCGACGUCGCCGACAUCGCCUCCGCAGUGCUGUACGCGCUGACCGCCCCGGCGCAUGUCGGCGUGCACGAGCUGCUCAUUGAGCCACGCGAUCAGAUGUGGGGUGACCCCACCGCUCUCGGCUGAGGGGUCGCGGACAGGGGCCAGUGACAGGGGCCAGUGGAAAGGAGCGCGCUCUUGUCUCUCCGUGGGGGAGAGGCGGCUUGGACCAGUC
Molecule: messenger RNA, 781 nt
Organism: Emiliania huxleyi CCMP1516
Lineage: Eukaryota; Haptophyta; Isochrysidales; Noelaerhabdaceae
Exons: 4
Coding region: 1-693 (230 amino acids)
Biological process (GO): siderophore biosynthetic process
Molecular function (GO): 2,3-dihydro-2,3-dihydroxybenzoate dehydrogenase activity
Source: RefSeq, a predicted model, not a curated record